AUGUCGUCAACACUAAAGCGCAAGCCUUCUCCUUCAGAAGACGAAUCACUGGCCGAAUCCUCCAAACGUCGCUUCACCGAAACCACCACGGACGAUGCAGCACCACCACAAGACAACGACAUGACCUCAACAGCCGCAUCCUCAGCAGCACCCACACCAACAUCAGCAGCAGACUCUACAACAAGCACAUCCCAAGCCGACCGCCUCGCCCGCUUCGCCGCCCUCCGCAACAGAAACAAAUCCUCCCGCGACGACAACCGCAAAGCCACAACUCUAGAAGUGUCGCGCGCCUCUGCCGACCCUGGUGCUCUAGCCUCUCUAUCCCGUCGCAAAGAACGCGCUUCUGAAAAACUGCUGCAUGCGCAAACACUCGAAGACGGCGACGACUGGGAUCGCAAACGCGCCUGGGACUGGACGGCCGAAGAAUCCGCAGCUUGGGACAAAAAGCAAGCAAAGAAAAAGGCACACCGCGAUAACGUCGCAUUCCAAGAUUUCAGCCAGGACGCAAACAAAAUCUACAAACGCCAAGUCAGAGAAAUGAACCCGGAUGUUUCGAACUACGAAGCGGAGAAAAUGGCUGCGGUGGAGAGGGCCGCUCAAUCUGGAGGACUGGAAAUUGUAGAGACGGAAGAUGGAGAAUUGAUUGCUGUGGACAAGGAUGGCAGUUUCUACAGCACAAAAGACUCGACCGAGUUUGUGGGGAACAAGCCGAGUAAAGAGAAGAUUGACAAGUUGGUUGGAGAGAUACAGAAGGCUGAGGAAGUCAGACUCAAAAAGAGAAGGGAGAGGAGUGGUAAGGAGGAGGAUGGCGAUGUCACGUAUAUCAACGACAAGAACAAGCAGGUAAGUUAUGCUGCAAGAAAGAGUAUGGGGUUGAAGAGUAUGCUGACAUCAAGUGACAACNAGUUCAACCAAAAAUUGGCGAGGUUCUACAACAAAUACACUUCGGAGAUCAGGGACAGUUUCGAGAGAGGUACUGCUAUCUGA
This is a messenger RNA of Aureobasidium vineae, 987 nucleotides long. The record is from the annotation of a GenBank genome assembly. Lineage: Eukaryota; Fungi; Ascomycota; Dothideomycetes; Dothideales; Saccotheciaceae.